AAAAUUCUCGGCAGCCCACAAAAAAGCCUCGCGAAAACUAAUUUGCUCAUGGACACGUGAAUACGUUCCUUGGGGUUUAGCCGUUGAUUUAGGUAUCAUUCGGUCUUGUCGUGUUUAAACCUAGGGUUUAGGUUUUCUCAGGAUGACGGAGUUUUUGAAAACAAUAAAUAUAGGCUUCGUGCGAUAUGCGGCGUUGUCUAAUAAGAGCAUUUAGGUCUUGGGCUGUUUAUACGGCAGUGUCCUGGCUUUUGCUUCAUCAUUUAUGUUUUGUCUCUUAUCAUAAAUCCUAAGCAAUUAAGGGAAAGCAUAGUUCAAUUAGCAGUACACGAACAGAACCCAACAUCCUAUUUCCAGGCGGUAUCUCAAAUAUUCUCUCUCUAACACACUCCAAAACUAAUUAAAGAAAGAACAGAACUGCCGCAUCACCUUUUACGUCCUACGGCUGGUAGUUUGUAGAACUGGUGAAGAAAUACGCCUUUUUCAACGGUUCAUGUUCAGUUAACAAAUGAGAUUAUCGGAAAUUUAUGGAUACGUACCAACAAAGUGGUUAAGCGUCAUAGCAAUUGUUUCCUUUACCAUUUGCGAAGUCAUUAAUCUUUUGGAAAUUAUAAAACAUCAAAGCCGUGCUUCAAUUGCUGCUUUUAUUGGAACCAUUGGUGAGAUAAUUUCCUGGAUCGUCCGACUUUACUCCUCCUCUUUUAGCAGUAACGAUACAGGAUUCGUUCCAGAGAUCAUACAAAGUGUUUUGAUCAUGGAUUUUCCUGUUUUCUACACUGCGCAAAUGUGUACUGCACUAAAACAUUUAGUUACGCAAUAUGGAGCCGAAAUAGGUAACCUCGGCCAAAAACUGUAUGGACUCGCCUACAUUACUAGCGAUGUCAUUUCCUUAUUUAUACAAUUUGUAAAAGUUGAUACUACUGUUAAAGAAAACGAGGACGGUAAGAAGGAGCGUGCUGGCUCUGACAUUAUACUGCUUGGUAUUUGUCUACAACUUGCAACCGUGCUCGCUUUCGCUGUUUGCAGCCUCGAAUACUGGUACCAUCACCACCACAAUAAACUAUGCAAUAAUCCGGGCUACGAGUUCAGUUAAUUUUUAAGAAUCAGGAAUCUUUAAGACAGUUUUAUUCUUUGAAUGACAUCACUUGGCUGUUUGACUUCUUCCAAAUUUACAAAAAG
Molecule: messenger RNA, 1176 nt
Organism: Schizosaccharomyces japonicus yFS275
Lineage: Eukaryota; Fungi; Ascomycota; Schizosaccharomycetes; Schizosaccharomycetales; Schizosaccharomycetaceae
Exons: 1
Coding region: 506-1090 (194 amino acids)
Cellular component (GO): membrane
Source: RefSeq, a predicted model, not a curated record